AUGGCCCCCCAAACCCCCUACCAACUGGGCUUCGAGUUCUCCAAGAACCCGCUGCCCGGCCGCUUCGGCGAAAAGGAGCUGCGCCUGCGGGUGUGCAAGGGCCUGCGCGUGGGAUCCGGGUACUCCGCACAGGUGGCCGUGGUGCAGGAGAUACUGAGCGGGAGCCCGCCCAAACGGACGGGGUCGCUGCACCGGGACCCAGACGAGCUGGGGCCCAAGAUUGUGGCCAAGCUGUACGACCCGCGGUACCUGGGCCCGGCCUCGAGGAGGACACGGGUGCAGGCGGUGCGGUUCAUGGACGAGCAGUACGUGCGCGAGUGCGGGGCGUACCGCCACCUGCUGCACCACCAACUCCACCAGUCCAUCCCGCAGUACUACGGGUCGUGGUCGACGCACACCCCCGACCCAUCCAGUAAGCAGUUGUGCGAGGUGCGCCUCAUCCUGACGGAGCUGGUCGAGGGUACGGAUAUGAGGCAGCUACGGCCGGAGUCGUUCUCGCUAGCCGACCGCCAGGCGAUCAUGCGGCAGAUCGUGGAGAUUGAAUUCCAGUUCUACGCGUGUGAUCUCCGGCACCGGGAUCUGUAUCCGCGGAACGUCAUCCUCACCAAGCCGGAUCCGCGCGCGGAUCGGCCACUCGUGGAUGGACGUGCAUUCGCCCCGCUGCGCCGAUCUCGAUCUUCUCGCGGGCACCUAUAUCAGUCCCAUCCUGCGCUGGGGGGUGGACGACGCGCGGGAUAUAUGGUUUGA
Aspergillus aculeatus ATCC 16872 is the source of this 747-nucleotide messenger RNA. RefSeq lists its product as uncharacterized. Lineage: Eukaryota; Fungi; Ascomycota; Eurotiomycetes; Eurotiales; Aspergillaceae. The record is from RefSeq and is a predicted model, not a curated record. Gene Ontology annotation, molecular function: protein kinase activity; ATP binding. The transcript has 2 exons. Gene Ontology annotation, biological process: protein phosphorylation. The coding region runs from base 1 to 747 and encodes 248 amino acids.